Messenger RNA from Raphanus sativus (radish), 1323 nucleotides. RefSeq lists its product as uncharacterized. The transcript is spliced from 3 exons. Lineage: Eukaryota; Viridiplantae; Streptophyta; Magnoliopsida; Brassicales; Brassicaceae. Gene Ontology annotation, molecular function: zinc ion binding. The record is from RefSeq and is a predicted model, not a curated record. The coding region runs from base 1 to 1323 and encodes 440 amino acids.
AUGAAGGAUCAACAACUGAUCUUCAAACCGUCAUUGGGGCUGGUGGACUUGAAGUUUUUGACCGUUUCUACGUUUGUUUUGCUGUUCUCCGAGACAUAUGCAAAAGGCCAACUUCUAGCUGCUGUGGGAAGGGAUGCAAACAGCCAGAUAUACCCUUUUGCUUGGGCUGUAGUGCAUAAAGAGAAUACAGACACAUGGGCAUGGUUCUUGCAGAAGCUGAAGAAUGAUUUAAAUCUUGGAAAUGGAGAUGGUUUCACCCUUGUUUCAGAUCGGCAGAAGGGAUUACUUAUAGCUGUCGAUGCCGAGCUGCCAAAUAUUGAGCACAGAAUGUGUGCAAGACAUAUCUACGGAAAUUUAAGGAAGCUACAUCCUAACAAGCCUCAGAUGAAGAAGUUGUUUUGGAGUGUUAUUGAGAGUCAUAACGAAGCUGACUACAAAGUAAGUUUGAAAGAGUUAGAAGAGUAUGACAAAGAAGUCUAUGCAGAUUUGAUGGCCAGGAGACCCGAGACUUGUAGCAGGGCCUAUUUUUCGACUACACCAUGUUGUGAAGAUGCUCUAAACAACAAUUCAGAGUCUUACAAUAGGACACUAGAGAAGGCACGUGCAAUGCCAUUGGUGGAGAUGCUAGAGACAAUGAGACGAUUAGCUAUGAAACGUAUUGAUUUAAGGAAGAAGAUAGUCAAGAAUUACAAAGGAAAGUUCAGCCUGAAGGUUACUAAGAUGAUCGCAUCUGAGACAAAAUAUAGGAAGUAUUGUAAGUCUCUUCCUGGACCUACUGGUGAGUUCGAGGUCACUGAAGAUGGAAUUCGGUAUGCAGUUGAUAUGAGAGAAAAGACAUGUAGCUGUAGGAGAUGGGAUUUGACUGGGAUUCCUUGUAGACAUGCGCUUCGUGUGGUUUUGGAUGAAAAAAAGACAUAUAAAACCGACAAUUUGGUGUCUGAUUGGUAUUUGACUUCUAAGUGGCAGCAUCAAUACUCAGACUCGAUCAGACCAGUAAGAGGGAUCAAGUUUUGGGUUCCAUGUGGUGACUCAACAAUACAAGCUCCACCAAGAGAUAUCUCCAAAGGGCGCAAGAAGAAACCUCAACAAAGAAUCAAAGGAGUUAACGAGUCUCCUAAAAAGGGAAAAAAGGUAACUGGUCACAACCGUGUGAUGCAUUGUUCAAGGUGUGGUUUUCCUAAACACAACUCUUCUAAGUGUCCUAAUGCUGGAGUUCCUUGUAAGCCUCGUCCACCUAAGAAGCAGAAAACAACUAUAUCACAUGAUGAAGUUGCAGUUGAUCUUGGUGAAGGACCUUCUCAAACUCAACAAACACAGACUUGA